AUGGUAACAGAAGUUAAAGGGUACAACGAAACGCCCGACAAGCACUUAACCGAGAGCCCCGGAAGCGAGACUUUUCACUCGAAGGAAGCGGCCGCCAAGCUCGACACUGAAGUCUCUAGGCUCAAGAUGGAGAUCUCUUGGCUCAAGAUGGAGAUCUCUAGGCUCGAACAGAGGAUCGGUCGUCUCAAGAAGACGGAGGAUGACUACCGAGUCCGUGUCGACAUGUUGGAAAACUCGAAACGCCGCACGGCAACGAUGUCGUCUAACCUCGACAAGGCACCGAGCGGGCCCGAGAUGGCUAUCGACGACGACCUGAUAGAGAAGGCCAACAAAGCCAGCCGUCGGAUGCAGAGGCUUAAGGACGAUGAGCGCCGCGUCGUCGCCAUGCCCUCGGUUGACGUUGAGGUCCGCGUCCUGGCUGCCGAUCGUGCGUCGGUCCAUUUUCUCUUCGCCCGCAUCAUCCGCCGGGAGUCGUACUUUCGUGCGCUCCUUGUUCAAUCGCGCGGUACACGCGUGCGCCCGUGCCCGGAGAAGUGCGGCAAUCCAAACGCGUCUCCCAAGUUCCGGCAUUGCGUACGCGUCCCCUCAUUCCAGGGCGGCGCCUAUGCCGAGUGCGUCUGGCAGUCGCACGGAUCUCGCUGCUCUCAUUCCAACGAGGGCUCAAUGUCCGCCUGGGAUUCGGGCGGUAGUUCAGCCGGUGGUUCUCCUCGCGCUGGUCCUAGCCAGCGUGUUCUUCCUCCGUCUAGUUCGGGCUCGCGUCUGAACCCUUUUCUGCUUGAGGAGUAG
Molecule: messenger RNA, 786 nt
Organism: Lasiosphaeria miniovina
Lineage: Eukaryota; Fungi; Ascomycota; Sordariomycetes; Sordariales; Lasiosphaeriaceae
Exons: 3
Coding region: 1-786 (261 amino acids)
Source: RefSeq, a predicted model, not a curated record